AGCACUCUAUAUAGCUCCAACUCGAAUCAACACCAGUGCUGCUGCUUCCAUUGGAUUGAAUUGAUUUGGAUUGGAUAAGAGCUUUGCGGACACCUCGCGAAGAAACGCCGCUAGAAUCUCUCGGGGAGGGUUGACUCCGCGCAGAUCUGCUCUGCUGCAAUUCAGGGGGAAAUCAAAAGAUCGUCUAAUUGAUCUAAUAGAGACAUCUUGGCGUAAAGAUGAAGGCACUAAUCCUUGUUGGAGGUUUCGGCACAAGAUUGAGGCCGUUGACCCUGAGCGUUCCCAAGCCGCUCGUCGAAUUUGCUAACAAACCGAUGAUUUUGCAUCAGAUAGAAGCGCUGAAAGCGAUUGGAGUGACUGAAGUUGUCUUGGCUAUCAAUUAUCAGCCGGAGGUAAUGUUGAACUUCUUGAAAGAUUUCGAAGCGAAGCUCGGUAUUAAGAUCACUUGCUCGCAAGAGACCGAGCCUCUCGGAACCGCAGGCCCACUUGCUCUCGCUCGGGAUAAGCUCGUCGACGGUUCGGGCGAUCCUUUUUUCGUUCUUAACAGCGACGUUAUCAGCGAAUACCCUCUGAAAGAGAUGAUCGAAUUCCACAAAUCCCAUGGAGGCGAAGCUUCAAUUAUGGUUACUAAGGUCGACGAGCCUUCGAAAUACGGCGUCGUUGUCACGGAAGAAUCCACCGGAAAGGUCGAGAGGUUUGUCGAGAAGCCAAAACUGUUCGUCGGCAACAAAAUCAACGCUGGAAUUUACCUUCUGAACCCUUCGGUGCUUGACCGCAUCGAGCUCCGCCCCACGUCGAUCGAGAAAGAGAUCUUCCCGAAAAUCGCGGCGGAGACUAAGCUAUUCGCGAUGGUCCUCCCGGGUUUCUGGAUGGACAUCGGGCAGCCGAGGGAUUACAUAACGGGCCUGCGACUCUACCUCGACUCGCUGAGGAAGAAAUCGUCGCCGAAACUGUCGUCGGGGAGCCACAUAAUCGGCAAUGUCCUGGUCGACGAGAGCGCGACGAUCGGGGAAGGGUGUCUGAUCGGUCCCGACGUCGCGAUCGGACCCGGGUGCAUCGUCGAGCCGGGGGUGCGGCUGUCGCGGUGCACGGUGAUGCGCGGCGUACGCAUCAAGAAACACGCGUGCGUCUCGUCGAGCAUCAUCGGAUGGCACUCGACGGUCGGGCAGUGGGCGCGCGUCGAGAACAUGACGAUCCUCGGCGAGGACGUCCACGUCGGCGACGAGAUUUACAGCAACGGCGGCGUCGUGCUGCCGCAUAAGGAGAUCAAAUCGAACAUUCUGAAGCCGGAAAUAGUAAUGUGAAGAAAUAGAAAUCGACGACAGACACUUCACUUUCUUACAAUCCAAACAUUAUUCUCUUCGAAACGUUUUUUUUUUUCUUUAUAUGUUCUUUGCAAAUUGUAAAGACUUUUAUUAUCUGUUGUGUACAGAUGGAUAAAUACUAAAUAAAUUAAUAAUCUUUUAUAUAUAUAAUAAACUCUCCUUGUGCAUU
This is a messenger RNA of Andrographis paniculata, 1494 nucleotides long. Its product is annotated as mannose-1-phosphate guanylyltransferase 1. Gene Ontology annotation, molecular function: mannose-1-phosphate guanylyltransferase (GTP) activity; GTP binding. Lineage: Eukaryota; Viridiplantae; Streptophyta; Magnoliopsida; Lamiales; Acanthaceae. Gene Ontology annotation, biological process: GDP-mannose biosynthetic process; cell wall mannoprotein biosynthetic process. Bases 219 to 1304 code for a protein of 361 amino acids. The transcript is spliced from 5 exons. The record is from RefSeq and is a predicted model, not a curated record. Gene Ontology annotation, cellular component: cytoplasm.